Suhomyces tanzawaensis NRRL Y-17324 is the source of this 930-nucleotide messenger RNA. RefSeq names its product peroxin (gene PEX13). Gene Ontology annotation, biological process: protein import into peroxisome matrix, docking. The transcript has a single exon. Gene Ontology annotation, cellular component: peroxisomal membrane; peroxisomal importomer complex; peroxisome. The record is from RefSeq and is a predicted model, not a curated record. Lineage: Eukaryota; Fungi; Ascomycota; Pichiomycetes; Serinales; Debaryomycetaceae. The annotation marks the transcript as partial. Gene Ontology annotation, molecular function: protein binding.
AUGUAUGGAGGCUACGGGUCUUCAGGCUACGGGGGCUACGGAGGAUACGGCUCGUCCAUGUAUGGAGGCGGACUUGGAUCAUCCAUGUACGGCAUGGGCGGCUACGGAAGCAUGGGAGGUAUGGGAGGUGGCAUGUAUGGCCAACCAGGCAUGAUGGGCCAGGGAGGCUUGGGCGAAGGAACCCAGGCCACGUUCCAGCUCAUCGAGUCCAUCAUCGGAGCCGUGGGUGGCUUUGCUCAGAUGCUUGAAGCCACAUACAUGGCCACACAUUCUUCCUUCUUCACCAUGGUGUCUUUGGCAGAACAGUUUGGCAACCUCAAGAACGCCUUGGGCUCGUUGUUGGGGAUCUUUGCAUUAAUCAAAUUUGUCAAGAAGAUCUUCUACAAAAUCACCGGCAAAACUUACAACUAUGGACUCAACCUCAAGGAGUUCUCCAAAUUCGAAAAGAACCAGAAAAAGUUAGAAGAAAACAUCAAGAGACAACAAGGUGGACUUGCAGGUACAAAUAAGCCCAGAAUCUCAUUCAAACCACUUUUAUUAUUUUUGGCCGCAUCCAUCGGAUUCCCAUACUUGUUGAGCAAAGCGAUCCAAAAGAUCAACGAACAACAACAACGCAGACAGCAGAUGAUGGGCGGACCAGGAGCCGUAGGGCCAGACGGCCAAAUCGACCCGGCAAACUUGCAGUUUGCCAAAGCAUUAUACGAGUUCAACCCCGAGAACCCAAACAUGGAGAUCGAGUUGAAGCCAAACGAAUUGGUGGCCAUCUUGUCCAAGUUGGAUCCAUUGGGAAACGAAAGUAAGUGGUGGAAAGUCAGAUCUAGACUGGGUAAAGUCGGGUAUGUACCGCUGAAUUAUCUUUCGGUCAUUGAAAGAAAGGCAAGCAUGCCGAAGCAGGUAGAACCCGCUCAAGAGCAACCUUCCUACCCAAUA